AUGGGAUCACGAGGUAAAUUAUUCUGCGCUUUUUCGCCGGCAUUUAUUAUACCAAUCAUUAACUUUUCUGUCGGUGUUGGUAGCGGUAACAUUAUAUGUUCUAUCUAUCCAGGAAUGAAAACAAAUCUUAUUGGUUCCGGAAUUGCUGAAUUCUUCUUUGUUCUAUUUUUAAUGUUUUUCGUUCAUCGCCUCGCGUCUGGUUACGAUAAGAUUGAAGUUUCCACGAAGACAAUUACGUAUAGUGAUGGCAGCCAAAAAGUAAAAGUAACGAAAACAUCCGAAUUAAAGGCGUGUGCUGGUAAAAUCUAUAAUUAUUAA
Messenger RNA from Adineta ricciae, 318 nucleotides. NCBI's taxonomy places the organism in Eukaryota, Metazoa, Rotifera, Eurotatoria, Adinetida, Adinetidae. The record is from the annotation of a GenBank genome assembly.